Messenger RNA from Metarhizium album ARSEF 1941, 1017 nucleotides. Its product is annotated as VosA. NCBI's taxonomy places the organism in Eukaryota, Fungi, Ascomycota, Sordariomycetes, Hypocreales, Clavicipitaceae. The coding region runs from base 1 to 1017 and encodes 338 amino acids. The record is from RefSeq and is a predicted model, not a curated record. The transcript is spliced from 3 exons.
AUGGCUAGCGAAGUCUCCAAUUGUCUGGAUCUACCAUUCAUGCCGCCCCAGAAUCACCACCACUCGGCACCAACAAUACAGUAUUUAGCGGGCGGCGAGCUUCCCAUUGUUACGGAAGAGACACCCCAACAGCAGCAGCAGCAGCAGCAGCAACAACAACAACAGGAAGCAGAAUACUACGGAGACUCUGAGCGACAACUAACUCUACGUCAAGCCCCAAUGCAUGCUCGAGUUGCUGUUGGAAAAGAGAAAGACAGAAAACCGAUAGACCCCCCGCCGAUUGUUCAGUUAAUAGACAAGCGAACUGAUGGGAAAAGCGGCCUCUACGAUAGCCCCUAUCUAUUCAUGACCUCAUCUUUACUACCGGAAAACUAUGACGAGCACGUAAGAGGGCCAGAGUUGCCUUCAAACUAUUUAGUUGGGUCUCUCGCGUCAUCUAUCCACCGGCUACGGGAUACAGACAAUAUCGAGGGAGGAUUUUUCGUGUUUGGAGAUUUAUCUGUUAAGCAGGAAGGGCGAUACCGCUUGCGGUUCACCUUGUACGAAAGAGACCAGAACCAUCCAACCCCGAGUUUCUGCUUCAUCGGAGAGCUUAUCACCAACGUGUUUACUGUUUUUCCUGCCAAGCUGUUCCCCGGCAUGGCCGAUUCAACUCCUCUGACCCGAACAUUCAGCGACCAAGGGGUAAAAGUUAGGCUUCGAAAAGACUCGAGCACAAUGGCUGCACGAAAGCGAAGCAGACAAGCGAACGAACCAGGCAGUACCGCCAGCUCGCUUCUUCACCGCCAACCAAAACGUACAUCUUAUGACAGAGAAAUGCACUCACUGAGCAACUACUCUUUGUCUGAUCUGGGACACAUGGACUCCAUGGCGGGGGGUUCAACUUUGGUCACUACGGCGUCGCAUAAUCCGAACAUGUUCUCCAUAUCUGGACCUCUGCCAACUUCAAGAGGACCAGGUUUGGAUUUGCAUAUACCGACGAGUGGCUACUAUUUCGGUGCUCCUCAAUACUAUUAA